GUGACUGGUAACCUGCUUUACUGUAAUCCAAUGUGAUCGUAGGCCAUUUCAAAGAAAGUGUGGUUAGGAGUACUGGGGAUUCUAAAAUCCAAUGGGGGAAAAUCCAGCUGAGGUUGUUUCACACCUCAAGAAAACAUUCUCUAGCAUUGUCUUGCCAAACUGAAGAAUCUAACUUAAAAUCACACUUCCGCGAGCCUGAAACCACUCAGUGUGAAACAAAGUGAAGAGGAGGACCUUGGGUUUAUCAUCUCUAAGAAAAUACAUGGAUUCAUCUAUGGAUUGGAGUCAGAGGUUGCAGCUCUUGCUCUUCUCACUCCUCUGUCUCACUGGCAACUCCAAGGCAGUAGGAGAGCUCUGUGAGGACAAAGGACAAGAGACUGAGCGGGUCUUUUCAGUUUCCGGUGAUGCUGCCAUGUUGACAUCCACCCUGUUGGACCUCAAUGGGUUCAACUACCACAGCACCCCCUAUAACAUCUCAUGGUAUUACCUAAGGACUGGGACAGAGGUGACCAGGAAGACAGGAAAGACUCUGGUGCAGGGGAAGACACUUUGGAUUUUUAACAUCACGAUGGAAGAUGCUGGAGACUAUGAGUGUGUUGUGAGACUACCCUCCGAGUGCUACAAGAAGGUUGCCUUACUGAUUGUGAACCACACCAACCCAGAAGAAUGCGGUCGACCAGAAAAGGCCCAACAGGUCCUGACCAACACAACCACCUCUUUCCUGAACUGCCCAUUGAGUGACCAUAUCAGGGAAGUAGACAACUACUCCAUCCAGUGGUACAAGGGCUGUGAACCCAUUGUGGAAGAUGAUCCCUUGUGGAACAGGUUUAGUUAUGUCAGUCUCAGUACUAUGGAGUUACUCCGAGUAACAGUGGUCACCCUUGAGGAUAAUGCGUUCUACACCUGCACCAUGACCUUUAACUUGGAAGGGCUCAGCGGCAGAAUCUCAGAGACCAUCAACAGUAUGGUGGACGUGGAGUAUUGCCUGGAGCCCAAAGUGGUUGAACCUGCCAAUGAGAUCAUCAAAGCAGAUUUGGGUUCUUCCUUCAGUAAGAUGUGUCGGGUGUUUGUCCCGAGUGUGGGGAAUAAACAUUGUGCAAAUUUGAAUUGGAUUUCAAGAGAGAACUCAAUUUCCAAAAUUGUCUCAGAGCGCAUCUUUCAGGAAUCAGAAAGGGAGUGCAUAGAAGAGAAGGGUGUAUGGUUGGAGCGUAAUUUGAAUUUCUUGACGGUGGAAGAGGAAGACUUUUCCAUCCAUUACACGUGUAAGGUUUCCAGCGACAGAGGCAGUCCUUCUGCCUCCUUCACACUACAGCCUACAGAUCCAAACAACCUGUUCCCUAUUUGGGUACUACUGACUAGUCUGGUAUUGGUGUUUACUGUUAGUGUUGUUAUUUACCAUCGCUUUAAGAUUGACAUUGUGCUGUCGCUAAGGAGGGUGUUCCCGCUUCUCUACCCAAACACAGACUCUGAUGGGAAGCUGUAUGAUGCGUACGUGGCUUACCGUCUGUUUGGGGAUGGGGGCAGGGCCUGUGGAGAGGCAGAGAUGUUUGCCCUCCACACGUUGCCCCAGGUUCUGGAGGGGAGGUGUGGCUACAGGCUCUUCAUACUGGGCCGGGACAGCCUACCAGGGGAAUCCGUAGUAGAUGCUGUGGAGGAGAGCAUGCUGGCCAGCCGGUGUCUCCUCCUGGUCUACUCUGGCUCUACGUUCUGCAGUGACAGCAAUGUUGUCCUGGAGGCCUGGCAGAGCUUCGAGAGGCAGACGGCCAUGCACCAUGCCCUGCUGGAGGGCUCCCUUAAGGUGGUCCUGGUGGAGCUGGAGGAGGUCACUCCUACACAGCUGGCCCUCUUCCCUGAGUCGGUGCGCCACCUCCGGGAGCGCCAGGGCGCCGUCUGCUGGUGGAAGAGUAGCAGGACAAGGAGGACCAAAGGGUUGAGGUGUGGGAGGUGGAGAAAAGAGGUGGCGGAGAAGAGAGGGGAGCAGGCUUCGCCACCUCUCUCCUCACCCUCUCUUUUCUUGUCCUCACGCUUCUGGAAGGAGUUGAGGUAUUAUAUGCCAGUGAGGGGCAUGAGGACAAGGUGCCCAGAGAAGAACAGCCUGUUGAACUUGUGAUGGGAUUGAUGGGCUUUGGAGAGGACAGUGAUAGACAUGAGGAAAUGUUGAAUGAAAGGACUUCUGAUACCAUGGAGAGUAUAAAUGUUGUUCUUGCCUCUCACAACACAUUUCCAUGAAAUAUUAUUGAAUCAGACUUUGGAGGACUGAUCCUCUGGGAUGAUGAUUGAUCAUCCUACCGAUUAAUGUUGUAAAAUGCACAGUUAAGAGUAUUAAUUCUGAACAUAUUGGCAGAGCCACUCAAACACACACACAAUUUACCACUGUGUUACAUACACACCACAUCUGUGAGAGAGCUUUAAUAAAGAGAGCCCAGUACAUU
Oncorhynchus masou masou (cherry salmon) is the source of this 2432-nucleotide messenger RNA. RefSeq names its product interleukin-1 receptor type 1-like. Gene Ontology annotation, biological process: signal transduction. Gene Ontology annotation, molecular function: interleukin-1 receptor activity. The record is from RefSeq and is a predicted model, not a curated record. NCBI's taxonomy places the organism in Eukaryota, Metazoa, Chordata, Actinopteri, Salmoniformes, Salmonidae.